Molecule: messenger RNA, 2470 nt
Organism: Blastomyces dermatitidis ER-3
Lineage: Eukaryota; Fungi; Ascomycota; Eurotiomycetes; Onygenales; Ajellomycetaceae
Product: alpha/beta hydrolase
Exons: 3
Coding region: 860-1852 (330 amino acids)
Source: RefSeq, a predicted model, not a curated record
CACCAUUCUAUCAGGUACUGGCUAAGCAGCUGGCUGGGUAUGUCAACAUUUUAGCAGGGCUAACGGAAUAUUCCGCAGUAUGGUUUUGAUUGCUCUAUUGGACGGAUUGGCCGAGUUGCGGAGAAAAGUAUUCAUGGAUGUGUACACAGAACUGAGAUGGUGUGAUAGAGUGGGGGGCCGGUUGAUGCCAAAACCAGCGGGGAAUUGGGUACUUGCAUUGCACGAAGGACUGAAGGACUGUUACUGCUGGACAUUGUACUCUAUACAUAGUGGGUGAGGUAGAACUUCACUGCGGAAAGGAGGUGCAUGAGCUAAAUAAAUAUUCUUAUGUCCGAGAAUAUCUCCAUCGCAGCAUCACGACAAACAGGAUUUAGCUGAUGCCGAUUCGCUUUGGAUUCCGCUCGCAGGGAAUCUCUGCCCCCUUUUCUCUUUUCCUGAUGCGCCGACAUUCCUUCUCACGGGACUUACCUGGAUGCCGAUACUAUGAUCAACUGGCUAACUCUGCCUGUUGGUAGCUAAGAACGCUGUGGGCAUGUCCCAUGUUUUGUCUGUCCAUAUUACGCAGAAGGACUUGCCGGAGGGACACGCCUUCUCGCCGGGCAGCAUUUGUAUAUGCUGUCGAAGAUGAGUAGGCACAGGCAUGAUCCAUAACGAUUGCAGCUUCUGAUAUUGUGGUAUAAACAAAAUGCCCAUACAAGAGAUGUCCUGAGCUGAGAGGCGGCAAGCUCUCUUCAAGCUUGACACUCCUCUUCAUGACCCUUCAACGCGCGGAAUUGGCUUGAUUUUUUUUAAAUUGAAAUUGCAACAGGAUUAAGCUAUCAGUGUUUUAUACGCCAAUACUCACAGCCCUUCUACUACUAUGGAGGCCACCGACACGGACUGGGAACGCGGGGAGCAUAUAGGCUUCGUUUCCAUCGCAAACCAUUGCCUCCGCGUCACCGUCCACGGGCCUGAUCGUCGUCCUGGUGACCCUAUUGUUAUCGUCCUGACCAAUGUAGCCACCAGCUCCGGGCAAUGGAUUCCCUUUCGCCGGCUCCUUUCGCGCAGGGUCCGCACUAUGAUGUAUGAUCGUUCUGGUCUGGGUGACUCAGAAGAGAUACCAAAUCCUACUGCCCCUACCGCCCGUAAUAUUGCCCUCGAACUGGAUGUCCUGCUGAUCGCUGCUAAAAUCGGACCACCAUACAUCAUCGUUUGCCAUUCCUUUGGCGCUAUUGUCGCGCGGGAAUUUCUGGUUUUGAAAAAUAUCAAGGUCGAACUUCACGAUAUUGUGGGGAUGGUCUUUGUCGAAGGUGACCAGGAAAAUACUCAUUCGUUACUAAAACCCGAUGAGAACGUGCGGCGAAUGAGUCAGGGGCAAGACUUGCUGCGAGCCACUGGAUUAUAUGACGAAAUGGUUCUAGAGCCAGAGAGGCGGGAAGGUCUUUACUUAGAAGCGGAAAUUCCACUAUACCAAGAAACAGCUGCGGCGGAGUGUGGCGAAAUUGCCGAGAGCUCUCAGGAGCUGGGGGAGAAAAAGCAGCUAGAAGCAGAUCCUCCACUUCUCGGGUCCGUUCCCGUCAGUGUAGUGCUCGGAGACACCGCACGGGAUCAUGAACGGAUAUAUGAAGCUGGUCUCAGGCAAGGUAAAGAAGGCAUCCCAUUGGCAGCGUGGCAGAGAAGGAUGGCAGAAUACAGGGAAUUGGACGAAAUGCUGCAGCUGGCAAAUUUGAACCUAUCAACGACCGGCUCCGUAGCGAUUGCACAAAAUAGUGGCCACAACGUCCACCUUACCGAACCCGAAGUCAUAGUGAAGGAGGUUCAGUGGAUUUUGGAUGUCUUUAACAACUCCGAGUCGGAUGAGGUAUCCGGGUGAUGUAGUCGGCUAGAUUCCUUUGGAUGAUGGUAGCUAGGCCGAAGGAUACCUAUAUAUGUCUCCCGAUCAAUACCUUUCUACAGAUUGGCAAAAUGGCCAAAGGACCCCACUACUCAGAGGGUGUUGGAGAGUCUGAUUAAACACCGUCAUCAUUAUCUUGUGUCUACGUUGUUUCUAUUAUGUUCGCUACUUCAAUCGCGAGCACGAUGUGAAAGUAUCAGAGCUGACUUCGAACUCGCUGUUGUCAUUACUAUGCACCGUAAGAUUAUUGUUUCAUGAUUAUCCAUAUCACCUGGCAUUAGUUUAGAGGAGGCUCGUGGAAAUGAAUGAAGAAGAGAAUUAGCUACUCGUGUUCAUUUAAAAGUUAUUGGUUUUCAUCAUUCUGAUUUAAAUAGAGUUGCGAUAAAAAUCACAACCCGCACCCCCAAAACACCGUAACUCCAAUCAAGAGAUAAAAGAUAGGUGGAUAGGAUGGUAUGUACGUACAUGUACAUGUACAUGUAUGUACGGAGUAGUAUACGCUGCGUAGUCAGGCUAAUGGAUCCGUAGCCAUGUGCCGGAAUAUGCAGGUGCCAUAUGGCCCUCCAAUAAGAUCAAUCAAACAGAUGAACUGACAGG